Puma concolor (puma) is the source of this 723-nucleotide messenger RNA. Lineage: Eukaryota; Metazoa; Chordata; Mammalia; Carnivora; Felidae. The record is from RefSeq and is a predicted model, not a curated record.
AUGAAGACCCUUCACAAAAAGGCAGCUGCAGAUCAGCAAACCAGGGAAACUGAUGAUCACCACAUUGGAUCUGCAAAUAUGAGGAAGAAAAAGACCUGUCAAAAGAAGCAGAGGGGCAGACCUUCAUCCCAGCUCCGAAGGAACAUAGUGGGCUGCAGAAUUUCACAUGGAUGGAAAGAAGGCAAUGAGCCCAUCACGCAGUGGAAAGGAACCGUUCUGGAUCAGGUGCCUAUCAAUCCCUCUCUUUACCUGGUCAAAUAUGAUGGAAUUGACUGUGUCUAUGGACUGGAACUUCACAGAGAUGAAAGGAUUUUAAAGCUUAAAAUCCUUCCUGAUAAGGUGCCAUGUUCUCGAGUCACAGAUGUGUGCCUUGCAAAUACCAUAAUUGGGAAAGCUGUGGAACAUAUGUUUGAGGGUGAGCAUGGUUCCAAAGAUGAAUGGAGGGGAAUGGUCUUAGCUCAAGCACCUAUCAUGAAAGCCUGGUUUUAUAUUACCUAUGAGAAGGAUCCUGUCUUAUACAUGUACCAGCUUCUAGAUGAUUACAGAGAAGGAGACCUCCGUAUCAUGUCAGAGUCCAGUGAGUCUCCUCCAACAGAGAGGGAGCCAGAAGGAGUUAUAGAUGGCCUCAUAGGUAAACAUGUGGAAUAUACCAAAGAAGAUGGCUCCAAAAGGACAGGCAAGGUCAUUCACCAAGUGGAAGCCAAACCCUCUGUGUAUUUCAUC